ACUGGCAUGCUUUUCAUCAAAGAAAUGUCUGAAGGAAAUGUCUCUAUGGGAAGUGAUUUUAUUCUUGUGGGCUUUACAGAUCAGUAUACUUUUCAAAUAUUGUCUUUUUUGUUUUUCUCAGCUGUUUACAUUUUUACCAUUGUUGGAAAUCUUGGCAUGAUUUUAUUAAUCAGGAUUGACUCACGACUCCAUACGCCUAUGUACUUCUUCCUGAGUCAUCUUUCUCUUAUAGACAUGUGCUAUUCUUCUACAAUUGUUCCUAAAACUCUGGUGAAUUUCUUAGCAGGCAGAAAGACCAUUUCAUUUGCUGGAUGCACCACUCAGUUAUUCUUCUUUGCAGCUUGUGCUACCACUGAGGGCUACCUGCUGGCUGCCAUGGCCUAUGACCGUUACGUUGCAGUUUGCAAGCCUCUUCUUUACACAGUUGUCAUGUCACAGAAGGUUUGUGAGGGUUUGCUGGCUGGGGCAUAUGUCAUAGGUGUGAUGAGCUCAGCUAUACAUACCAUCUCUAUAUUUCGUCUCCCAUUCUGUCAUUCUCAUAAAAUCAACCACUUUUUUUGCGAUGGGCCUCCACUCCUAACCCUAGCCUGCUCAGACACUCAUUUCAAUGAGAGACUUCUUUUUGCUGUGGUUGGGUUCAACAUCUUGAUCACCACUGCAGUCAUUCUAGCAUCCUAUUUGUCUGUCCUCACCACUGUACUGACUAUCCACUCUACUGAAGGCAGGUGCAAAGCGUUCUCCACCUGUGCUUCCCACUUGGUCACUGUUACAUUGUUCUAUGGAAGUUCCCUUUUCAUGUAUUCACGGCCAAGCUCAAGCCAUUCCUUGGAUCAGGACAAGGUGGUUUCUGUGUUGUACUCAGUUACAAUCCCCAUGCUUAACCCACUCAUUUACAGCAUGAGGAACAAGGAAGUGAAGGAUGCUCUUAGAAAGUUAAUAACAGGGAGAAAUAAUUCUCAGAUUGAUCUCAGAAAGUAA
Ahaetulla prasina is the source of this 978-nucleotide messenger RNA. Its product is annotated as olfactory receptor 8D1-like. Gene Ontology annotation, molecular function: G protein-coupled receptor activity; olfactory receptor activity; odorant binding. Lineage: Eukaryota; Metazoa; Chordata; Lepidosauria; Squamata; Colubridae. Gene Ontology annotation, cellular component: membrane. The coding region runs from base 7 to 978 and encodes 323 amino acids. The record is from RefSeq and is a predicted model, not a curated record. Gene Ontology annotation, biological process: sensory perception of smell; G protein-coupled receptor signaling pathway. The transcript has 2 exons.